CCGUCAAAGUUAACGCGGUUGUAUCCCAUUUCACUAGCUCUGUACCUACUCACGAAUAACACCCUCUUAUCUCUUAACACCAAAAAUAUAAAAGCUCUGCCUCCUGGCGUUCCAUAUGCUCUCUGUUUCUCUCUCCCAGAGUAUGUAAGCAAGAGAAUCUCAUUUUCAAACUACCUUUGAACCGAAAAAUGAAGACCUUCUGCAGAUUUUUGGUCGUUUUUUCCCUGGUUGUACUUGUGGAAUCCGCAUGCAACAGUACAGACCAAGAACUGGUCUUCAAGGCUUUCAAAUCAGUCAAUGGAUUUAAUCGUUCUUGGUUUCAGUCUGCAGAUUGGAACUGUUCAAGGCCUCGUAUCACAGAAAUAAGGCUUCCCUCCAGAAAUUUAAGCGGCAUCAUCUCAUGGAGGUUCCUCGGGAACAUGUCACAGUUACGGAUUCUCGAUGUCUCUGGGAACUCUCUGCAAGGGUCUGUGCCUGGUUGGUUUUGGUCCCUUUCAAGGUUGGCAUAUGUUAAUUUGUCCAAGAACCGGUUUGGAGGGAGCAUUGGAUUUGAACCCACCACGAGAAACGGUUCCUUCUCGUCGGUUCAGAUGCUCAAUCUGUCAACCAACAGGUUCACCAAUUUGGUCCGGCUCGGUGGUUAUCCGGAGCUUAGAGUUCUUGACCUUUCGCGCAACAAUUUCCGAGCUUUGCCUUCUGGGUUCGCCAACCUGACCAAGCUGGUGCACCUCAACAUUUCAAGCUGCAAAAUUUCAGGCAAUGUGAAACCCAUCUCGGUUCUUCGGGCAUUAAAAUAUUUAGACGUGUCCAACAACGCCAUGAAUGGUACUUUCCCUUUUGAUUUCCCUCCACUUGGUAGGCUUAACUUCCUGAACAUUUCGCUUAACAAUUUCACACUAGUAGUUGACCCAGACAAGUACCGGAGAUUUGGCAAAUCCGCGUUCAUCCAUUCUGGGACCUCAAUUUUCAAUACUUCCAAAACGCCAAGAAUUGAUCAUGUCCAACCUCAUUCCAAAACCCCGCCUCAUAGUCGCAGACCCGUCCAAAAAAAAAAUCCCGUGAGCAAUAACUCCAUCACUAAAAGCCCAAAAUCAAAAAACAGAGCUCUAGUUCUGGGUCUAUCAUGUGCAUCUGCGUCUGUCUUUAUUUUCAUGGCCAUCUGUCUGGGUUUGUUGUACAGAAGGAACAGACUUGCAAGACAGAACAAAUGGGCAAUCUCCAAACCGGUCCAAUUGCCCUUCAAGUACGAGAAAUCAGGGCCGUUUUCGUUCGAGACGGAGUCGGGCACGUCAUGGGUCGCGGACAUCAAAGAACCAACUUCGGCUCCAGUGGUGAUGUUCGAGAAGCCAUUGAUGAAUCUCACCUUCAAAGAUCUGAUCGCCGCCACUUCACACUUCGGCAAGGAGUCCCAGCUCGCAGAAGGUAGGAGUGGGCCCGUGUACAGAGCCAUCCUCCCGGGAGAAAUCCACGUGGCAAUCAAGGUCCUGGAAAACGCCAGAGACGUCGAUCACGACGAUGCCGUAGCCCUGUUCGAGGACCUUUCCCGGCUCAAACACCCCAACCUACUGCCCCUCUCUGGCUACUGCAUUGCAGGGAAAGAGAAGCUGAUUUUGUACGAAUACAUGUCCAACGGCAACUUGCACCGGUGGCUUCACGAGCUACCGACCGGGGAGCCCAAUGUGGAGGACUGGAGCGGCGAUACUUGGGAGCUGCACCAUGCCUCUGGAUCCCAACUAUCAUCACCGGAGAAAUUGGUAUGGCUCACGCGCCACCGCAUUGCUGUGGGCAUAGCGCGAGGGCUGGCAUUCCUCCACCAUGCCGGAUCCAAACCCGUUGUGCAUGGCCGCCUUGUAGCUUCUAACGUGUUACUAUCCGAGUGCUUCGAGCCACAUAUUAUGGAUUUUGGAUUUCGAAAUAUGAGGACGCAAGAUGCGGGCCAAUGCAGCACGGAGACGGACGUGUAUUGUUUCGGGGUGGUACUAAUGGAGUUGCUAACGGGUAGAGUAGGGUCCGCUGAGACGGUGGUGUGGGUGAGGAGGUUGGUGAGAGAAGGUGUGGGGGCAAGAGCGCUAGACCCGAGGGUGAGACAAGGAGGGGAAGAGCUGGUGAGGGAGAUGGUGGAGAGCCUCCGAGUCGCGUACUUGUGUACGUCGGAAUCACCUGGGAAGAGGCCCACCAUGCAACAGGCCUUAGGUCUACUCAAGGAUGUACAUCCCGCUCACGGUGCGGAUUUCAUUCAUCUCGACCCUGUCUUGUCCCAGCUUCAAGCCACGAGAUAAUUAAGUGCCACCCUCAUGUACUUAAUUUGAAGCGCAUGCGUGCCAACAGAAGCCUCGCAAAGAGGGUAUUGCCUCGAUAAUUACUGCUUUGAUUGAGGCAAUGUGUUUACACCUGUUUGUGACUUUAGACAAUUAUUUUUGUGUCUUGAUUAAAAAACUUGCUGAAUUUUAAAACUUAGAAUGAGAUAUAUUGACAUAUGUUAAUAGGUUUCAGAUUAUUUAUUCAGUAUCUUAAUGUUUUUUCGAGAUA
Messenger RNA from Carya illinoinensis, 2529 nucleotides. Its product is annotated as calmodulin-binding receptor kinase CaMRLK-like. The record is from RefSeq and is a predicted model, not a curated record. Bases 189 to 2279 code for a protein of 696 amino acids. Gene Ontology annotation, molecular function: protein kinase activity; protein binding; ATP binding. NCBI's taxonomy places the organism in Eukaryota, Viridiplantae, Streptophyta, Magnoliopsida, Fagales, Juglandaceae. The transcript is spliced from 2 exons. Gene Ontology annotation, biological process: protein phosphorylation.